Molecule: messenger RNA, 3757 nt
Organism: Pocillopora meandrina
Lineage: Eukaryota; Metazoa; Cnidaria; Anthozoa; Scleractinia; Pocilloporidae
Source: the annotation of a GenBank genome assembly
AUGUCUUUGGAGGGUAGUAUGAGGCAUUAUUUGGAGUCAGUCGGACUGCGAGAGAUUUGCCUUCAAUUGGAGGGUCACGGAUUUAACCAACUUAGUGAUAUCUUGAGUAUGGAUGACGAUGAUCUUGCUGCUGUAAUUCCUGACGACGAAUCAAAGAAGAAGUUUAAGACAAUACUCCAUCAAGGUAAUUAAAUUGCUUAUCAGUUAAUAUCAAGGCCAAUAAGAGUAAAGUCAGUCUGGAAUGGCGAUUAAAAAAAGGAUAAAUGGCCAACACUUUGUCUUAAGAAAAACAAAGAGACUCUUAACUAGAAAGAGAUAAAUCUUUAAAAAGGGCUUUAUGAAUGAACAGACACAAACGGAGGAAAGCUGUCAUCGAUAACAUUCCUCAUUGGUCCGAAGUACGCAGUAACCCACUGAAAAGUGUUGUGAGGUGCCAGGUCUCUUUCUAGUUUCUCUCGUAUCCUAUUUCCUUCAAGUACUGGAAAACUUAAGCAAAAUGGGAUAAUAGUUGGCCCGCUAAGUGUAUUUUCAAAAGCGCGUGGUACCUUUUCUUUCAUGCAAAUAUUGACUCGCGGAUGAAUAGGAGACGAGUCACGUGAUCAACGAGCUUAAGAUAUAACUUAAGCAAAAGUUUCAACAGGAGCCGGGAGAUAAAAACUCAUUAAUUAUAGACGAAUACAUCGAGUGUGCUUAAUGAAACUCGGUCGCCAUGGAGCAUUUGUAAUUUUUAAAACUCUUGGCGAUUAACUAAGAAAUAAGCUGAUCGAUAUUCAUUCGAGUACAGGGCGUUCAUUAACUGAAAGAAAAUUUCGCGACGCGCUGAGGCGUAAAACACGUGUUGGUGAACAAUGGUUUUUAUCGAGACAUCACGAAUGUCAAAACAAUAUAAACAGGUUAUAACUUAUGCAAUUGAUUUUACUACAUUCAAAAGUCCUUCGUUUUGCUAAUGGAUCGUUAGAAAAAAAAGCUAACAAGCCUUGUACAACUUUAUCACAAUGCGACACAAUGAAAUGAGCAGCAAAUUCAUGAUAGCCAGCAUGUUGGUUUUCCAAUUAUUUCAUCUUUGAAAACUAUUUUUGAUAAGUGCCUCUAUUUUACAUCACAAAUCUGAUGUCCUUCACGACUGUUUCGUUGGAUCUAAAGGAACAAAUUUCAAAUCAACAGAAUAUAUGUUUUUGAAGGAAAAAAAUCUUAACUUAGCAGCCAAGACUCUGAUAGCUACAAAAACGAUCAAUAGAGUUGACAGGCGCUAAUAAACAAAAAUUCAGGUAUCAUCGGGCGUCGUGAAAAUGUAUAGCAGCGAGAGGGGAGAAUUAAAAAUCAGAUCAUGGGAGUUUAAGGGUAAACUCUUUGCAAUCCCUUGUCCUGCAUGUUUUGUUUUUUCCUAAUUUGAUAACAUUUUUUCUUCAACGAAAAUCGAAGCCAAGACAGUAGCAUAGCUCCUUCAACACUACCACAGUGAUUGAUAUACAAUUUCUCCGUACAUGUUUAAUACCAUAUUUAGCAAAUCAGUCGUGAGAAUGAAUGAUAACAUCAAAUUAGUGAUAUGAUAUUGAUAAACAAUACCAGAUUUGCUGCUCCAGAGAGCAAUGAUAAGGUAUGGAAUUAUAGAAGAAUCAGCUCUCAUAUCUCGGCAGUGGAAGGGAUGCGAUGAAAAGAGAACUAUCAUUUGAAAAAUUAAAUAAGAUGCUUUCUUUUAGACGCGAGACUUAUGAAAAUUUGGCUGGACUCUCUGGGCCUUGGUCAGUAUUAUGAGCAGUUUCAGGCCUCUGGAUUGACAAGUUUGGCCCGAUGCUCUGGUCUGAGCCUGCGGUCUCUGGACGGCGUAAAUUUUAACCUCCCAGGACACAAAAAGAGGGUGUUCAGAGAAGGUAAUAUCAACUAUUUAGAAAAUGAUUCCAGAAAUUUUAAAAUGUUAACAGGUUUAGCUCCCAUGAGUGACCAGGACAUAAUUUCUUCUAACAAUAACGAUGCAAUGUCCAGCAGACAAUAGGUGAUGUAACAAAGAAAUAUAUCAAUUUGGGGAGGUAGAAGUUGAUCCAAUACCAAAUUCUCCCAACUGAAACGAUAAGACUUGUGUGGCAGACAGUAAUGAGAAUCACUAAAUAGAUCUUAGCGUUAAAACAUACACCGUCAUGUAUCCACCGAUGUGCACUCGAUUGAAAAAGCGUUGACACCUAAAAGCGUAAGCAGUGAAUGGUGAGACCAAAUGGCCUUAUGGGUACACUCACGUGUGUACAUGAUAGCCACAACAGUUGCUCAGUUGGUUGCACGUGAUAAACGAUUUUCCUGAAAGAAAAGAAUUCUCGUAAACAAUGAUUUUCCUCCGAAAAGUAAAGCGCUGAUAACUUAUAUGCACGAAGAUUUCCCAUGUAGCCUCAGGGUCUCAUCGUUCAUGAUUCAUGCUUCUAAGGUGUCAACGAUUUUGCAAUCGAGUGUUUACACAUUUGAAAAACUCUUUUCUAUAGCCGCCAGAAGAGAAUCCCUCUACAGCCUGCAAAAGUUAUUAGCUAUCACAAUUAUAAAGUUGAAGUUUGUGGUAACCAAAAUGUGAAUACAGGUCUGGUCUACUUAAAACUUAUGGCAGAUUCUUUUCAGCUCAGAGCCUGCUGGGUUACGGAACAGUAAUGGCAGAGGGAGCCUGGGAAGAGCAUGAGCAGUUGAGGGGUGGAAGGUGAGUAGAGCACGUACAGAGCUUAUAUAACGUGAGAAGUUUAUCUCUUAGAGUACCCCCUGGAAAGUGGUCUUUUUUAUCGUUAAUUUAGAGCGUCAACGUAUUGAUAUUUUACCCCGGUGGGAGCUCCAAUUAAAGGGAGAAGCAAACGAAAACAGAUCAGAUCGAGAGAAGGGAAAAAAAGAGAGAAAAAAAAAACGGGCGGAAGAAAAUUCGUCCUCAUGCCGUGUGGGUUACGAGUAGGUAUCUUAACUUCCCUUACAGGUUCGGUAAAUUUCUUUGUCUCACAGCUGACAUUUUUGCCCGUGAUCCGCAAGAUAAGCGGAAUAACCCAAAUGAAGGCGCUGCUGCUGUCCCACACCGGAGGGUGAAGUUUAUGGUGGAUUCUGGAAGUGACAUUGUCACACUAGAUGAUGACAUCAUCAAGGAAUUGCAGCUGCCUGUUAAGGGUUGUGCAAAGCAGGAAGUACCAGGAGGACAGAUACAGGAAAAGCCUUUAUACAGCGCCUGUCUUGGAAUUGGCGGGAAAAUGCUGAACGUCGAGGUAAAAGUUGUGUGUUCGUUUAGCUGAGGGACUUAAACUAAAUUUAACUAUUGAUAAACAUGUUACACGUCUUUUCACGGGCCUGAGACAAAGAAAAAAGUUGAUUUCGUAGAGAAGAAUAAAACACAAAACCUUCGGAUUCUGCUCUCCGAUGCUCUACCACUGAGCUUCUAGGAAUUCUAUGAUGAAAUGAGACAUCACUAGGUUCCUAUGUGUUAUGUUUUCUUUCUUCUUUUUCGUCACGUGACUCUGUCGACAUUGUUAAUCCUAGCAGAAUCACCUCAGUUGAUCUCUCUUGCUCCCUUAACCCAAAGUCUGCUUUCGCGGUACUUUGGGGUUAGAGUAUCAGAGAGUUCCUUCUUUCUCCUGGUGAAAUGUUUCCCUAUUUAUGGAAAAAUUUUUGGUGUGGUUAUUUUCAGGUACUUGCAGACAAUGUUAGUACUUUGGGAACUCCAGUGCUCUGGGAAUUCCGUCAUUGCAUCGAUGGAGAAAAACAUUUGUGGCUCUCCAAAGCUGACGAGUUUGGCAUCAAAUCAUAA